Sclerotinia sclerotiorum 1980 UF-70 is the source of this 1035-nucleotide messenger RNA. RefSeq lists its product as hypothetical. The transcript is spliced from 5 exons. Bases 1 to 1035 code for a protein of 344 amino acids. The record is from RefSeq and is a predicted model, not a curated record. Gene Ontology annotation, molecular function: FMN binding; oxidoreductase activity. Lineage: Eukaryota; Fungi; Ascomycota; Leotiomycetes; Helotiales; Sclerotiniaceae.
AUGAUACUUGCCGAAAGUACUACAUUACCAUGCGGUUUGAGCCUGCCAAACCGUAUUUGCAAGGGUGCAAUGGCUGAAACUAUGUCCACCACUCACAUACCUGAUGAGUCGUUUUUGAAGGCGUAUGGCGCCUGGGCUGAUGGUGGUUGGGGAAUGAUAAUAACAGGAAACGUCCAAGUGUCUACCAAAUACUUAGGAAACGACAAGGACGUAGCCCAUAACUCCAACCCCACAGAGGCCACCAAGGCCAUCUGGAAAUCCUGGGCCGCAACCUGUCAACGUUCUGGAACACCCACCAUAGUUCAAAUAUGUCACCCUGGUCGCCAAUCACCUCUUAUGGCUGGAGACCGUGGGUUUUUUGAGAAAACUGUUGCUCCUUCUGCGGUCCCUUUGAGAUUAGGAAAAAGUCUCAUUGAACGAGCUGCUUCUAAAUUGAUAUUCGGUACACCACGUGAACUGACGAUUAAUGAUAUCACUGGACCUGGCGGUAUCAUUGAUGAGUUUGUGGUGGGUGCAAAACAAUGUUACGAGGCGGGAUUUAAAGGGGUGGAAAUUCAUGGCGCUCAUGGCUAUUUAUUAGCACAAUUUCUCUCUCCAUCUUCCAAUAUUCGCACUGACGAGUUUGGAGGUACAGCUAAAAAAAGAGCCGAGAUCGUGGUACGCAUUAUCAAUGCAAUCAGAAAGCAAACGAGUAAGGAAUUCUGUAUCGGGAUCAAGAUGAAUAGUGUCGAUGCAUCCUCCAAUGAGUCCUUGACCGACAGCAUGGAGCAAAUCCAAUGCGUAGUAGAAGCCGGAAUUGAUUUUAUCGAGAUCUCGGGUGGUACCUACGAGAACCCUCGUAUGAUGGAGGGAGACGCACCCACCAAAAAAUCCUCAACAUCUUCCCGCGAAAGUUUCUUCCUCGAAUUCGCCAAAAGCGUGCGUGAACAAUUCCCUUCCGUGGUCCUCAUGGUCACCGGUGGCUUCCGCACGAGAAUUGGCAUGGAAGAUGCCUUACAGUCAGGAGCGUGUGAUCUUGUCGGAAAUUAUCCUUAA